Molecule: messenger RNA, 1241 nt
Organism: Coniophora puteana RWD-64-598 SS2
Lineage: Eukaryota; Fungi; Basidiomycota; Agaricomycetes; Boletales; Coniophoraceae
Product: NAD(P)-binding protein
Exons: 8
Coding region: 37-1065 (342 amino acids)
Biological process (GO): fatty acid elongation
Cellular component (GO): endoplasmic reticulum
Molecular function (GO): ketoreductase activity
Source: RefSeq, a predicted model, not a curated record
UCUUUCUCCCCUUGACCUCGUCCAUAACACCCCGUCAUGUCGUCUGGGCUCCAGAAACUCGUUCAGUCAAAGCUUUCAGAGGUUAACGAAUGGCCACUACUCUCCGCGUUUUUACUGCUCACCGGCGCGUUGACGUUCACCAAGUACGCACUCAAGACCAUCGCUUUCCUCAGCCAGACGUUCAUCCUCCCGGGUCAUAACCUUAAAAAGUUUGGCGCGAAGAAAGGCGCUUGGGCAGUUGUUACUGGAGCUUCGGAUGGAAUUGGCCGCGAAUUCUCCAUCCAGCUCGCGCAGGCAGGCUACAACAUUUUGCUCGUCGCGCGGAACAACAGGAUGCUUGGUGAUGUCGCCGCUGCCAUCUCUGAGAAGUGCGGAAGCUCGGUUGAGACACGCAUUGAGCUCGUCGACUUUUCGAAGAAUGACGAGGCCUCGUACGCGAACCUCAAGACUGUUCUUGCUGGGAUGGAUGUCGGCGUUCUCGUGAACUGCGUCGGCCGCUCGUAUGACAUGCCGACCUACUUCGCGGAGGCGGACGAGAAGCUCAUGGACGACAUCAUCACCAUCAAUGUCGCCGGUACCGUGCGCGUCACGCGCGCCAUCCUUCCUGGCAUGGUUGCCAGGAAACGCGGUCUGAUCCUCAACCUAGGCUCAUUUGCCGGUUCCGUUCCCUCGCCCAUGCUCGCGACUUACUCGGGCACCAAGGCGUUCGUGUCGACCUUCUCGGAUGCGCUCGCGGAGGAGGUCAAAGGUCACAGUAUUGUUGUGGAGCAUCUCAACACCUAUUUCGUGGUCUCCAAAAUGUCCAACAUCAAACGCCCCUCCCUCUUCGUCCCCACCCCCAAAGCCUACGUGCGCUCCGCCCUCUCGAAGAUCGGCUCGCCCUGCGGCGCCGCGUUCACCAACCGGCCCGCGACAAGCACGCCCUACUGGGGCCACGCGCUGCUCGACUGGGCGAUCCACGUCGUCGGGUGGAAGCAACUGUUCAUCAGCCACACGCACGGUCUGCACACGGAUAUUCGGAGGCGGGCGCUACGGAAGAUUGCGAGGGAGGCGAAGAAGGAGUAAGGGAAGACGACGGGGAUGGUUGGAGUAGUCGCGCUAAGUGCUUUUCUACUUUCUUUUAUGGCAUUCUCCUGUUAUACCUCUUGUUACUCUUAGCAGCAGGGCAAGUGCCCAAUACGAAUAAUAAUUCAUAGCGCUGGGUUCUGCGCAUAGAAAACAUAAAAGAUAGUCUCUAAACC